UAAUGUCCCCGUCGUCGGGUGCGACUAGUAGUCUCCUCUUCCCCUCUCAACUUUCCUUCUCGUUGCGUCUCGAUUGAGAUGAUGAGUUCUCGGAUGGCCGGGUCGACGCUGCUCAGGCACCUCGGGCCCCGCCUCUUCUCCGGCGCCUCCGCGAUCCGCGGCGCCGCUGCUGCUGGAGGGCCGGCGUGCUCGUCACUCCUUUCCCGGGCCACUGCGUCGGAGCCCGCCCCGUUGCACCAGCGCCUCUUCCCCGUCCGGAUGGCCGGCACCACGGCGACUCCGGCUGUUGGUGGAGACCGAGGGCAGGGCGAGGCGAAGCCUUCCGCCGCCGCGAAUGAUGCGACCGCGAGCUAUUGGGGCGUCCAGCCCUCCAAGAUCACCAACGUGGACGGCACCCCCUGGAGAUGGUCUUGCUUCAUGCCAUGGGAGACGUACAAGGCGGAUGUCUCGAUUGAUCUGAAGAAGCACCACGUUCCCGCGACCCUCCUCGACAAGAUCGCGUACUGGAUGGUGAAAGCCCUCCGAGUCCCCACGGAUAUCUUCUUCCAGAGGAGGUAUGGUUGCCGCGCGAUGAUGUUGGAGACGGUGGCGGCUGUGCCGGGUAUGGUCGGCGGCAUGCUGCUCCACCUCCGCUCCCUUCGCCGCUUCGAGCAGAGCGGCGGGUGGAUCCGCGCGCUGCUGGAGGAGGCGGAGAACGAGCGGAUGCACCUGAUGACCUUCAUGGAGGUGGCGCAGCCGCGGUGGUACGAGCGCGCCAUCGUCCUCGCGGUGCAGGGCGUCUUCUUCAACGCCUACUUCCUGGGCUACCUCGUCUCCCCGAAGUUCGCCCAUCGCGUGACCGGCUACCUGGAGGAGGAGGCCAUCCACUCCUACACCGAGUACCUAAGGGACCUGGAGGCCGGCAAGAUCGACAACAUCCCCGCCCCCUCCAUCGCCAUCGACUACUGGCGUCUCCCCGCCGACGCCACUCUCAAGGAUGUGGUCGUGGUCGUCCGCGCGGACGAGGCGCACCAUCGUGACGUCAAUCACUUCGCUUCGGACAUCCAUUACCAGGGAUUGGAACUCAAAGAUUCACCGGCACCGCUCGGUUACCACUAAAUUGCUGCUCGUUGUCGACAGGUAGAUAGUUCGCCGGCGGAAUACGGGCCAUAAAUAAGUCUGAUGGCAUCGAUUGCUAUGUAGAUGAUCCUUGCACGAGGAACAAGGAUUGCUAUCUUCAUGUUAGACCACAACUCUGAAGCAUCCUAUUCGAUCAUGUGUAUUACUCGCUAUCUUGUGAUAGGGUAAGCUUUUGCUUAGUAGUUGGCUGUGAUUUGAACAGUGUGUUUAAGAAGCUGAAACAUUGGUCGAGGAGGUACAGACUCCUCUAAUAUCACUAGCGAUCUGUGCUGGGAGUUGCUUCCAAGUUAGCAGAGGCGUGUUCAUGUCGAGGGACAGACUGUCUGUUACUGUAUGAAUUGAAGGAGGAAAGGUGCUGUUGCUCGGCUUUGUUGGUUUC
Molecule: messenger RNA, 1498 nt
Organism: Musa acuminata AAA Group (dessert banana)
Lineage: Eukaryota; Viridiplantae; Streptophyta; Magnoliopsida; Zingiberales; Musaceae
Product: ubiquinol oxidase 1a, mitochondrial
Exons: 4
Coding region: 79-1098 (339 amino acids)
Biological process (GO): alternative respiration
Cellular component (GO): mitochondrion
Molecular function (GO): alternative oxidase activity
Source: RefSeq, a predicted model, not a curated record